GUACUUGCCAUCAACACCAACACAAGAACUCCAUGAUGCGAUUCCUUUUUUGCUUCAUUUCUUUUUAUCACCUCUCCUAAUCAAUUCCAAAACAUUUGCGGGGGUUUCUCAGGCCUAACCCUGUUCCACACUGUAAAAUGGAAGAGAUAGAGCUGAGUGACCAGAAUUCAGUACCGAAAACGGAGCAACUGUCGAAUUUGACCCCUAGGAAACCUGUUUCAUUCUUUGGUCUUUUUUCUGCUGCUGAUAAAUUAGAUUGCAUGUUGAUGGUUUUUGGAAGUUUAGGGGCGUGCAUCCAUGGGGCUGCUCUUCCGGUGUUCUUCGUUUUGUUUGGACGCAUGAUAGAUUCUUUAGGACAUAUGUCUUCUGAUCCUCACAAAUUGUCUGCUCGUGUUUCUGAGCAUGCUUUGUACUUGGUCUACCUUGGUCUUGUUGUUUUCGCAUCGGCAUGGAUAGGUGUUGCGUUCUGGAUGCAAACUGGGGAGACAGACGGCUUGUUGCGUCUGAAAUAUCUUCAGUCAGUUUUAAGAAAAGAUAUAAGCUUCUUUGACAAUGAAGCCAGAGAUUCUAACAUUAUUUUUCAUAUCUCCAGUGAUGCAAUCCUUGUCCAGGAUGCCAUAGGAGACAAGACAGGCCAUGCUUUCCGUUACCUUUCGCAAUUUGUCGUCGGUUUUGCCAUUGGGUUUACCUCUGUAUGGCAGCUUACACUACUCACCUUGGCUGUAGUUCCACUGAUAGCCAUUGCCGGCGGAGCUUAUACUAUAAUUAUGUCAACUCUAUCAGAAAAGGGUGAGGCUGCUUAUGCUGAAGCUGGGAAGAUCGCGGAGGAGGUUAUUUCACAGAUUCGCACGGUAUACGCAUUUGUAGGAGAGGAAAAAGCAGUUAAAGCAUACUCUAGUUCACUUACAAAUGCUCUUAAAAUGGGGAAGAGAAGUGGACUUGCAAAAGGGGUGGGUGUUGGAUUUACAUAUGGUCUGCUGUUCUGUGCCUGGGCCCUUCUUCUUUGGUAUGCCGGCAUACUUGUCAGACAUGGUAAAACAAAUGGAGGGAAAGCGUUUACUACAAUUAUCAAUGUCAUUUUUAGUGGAUUUGCUUUAGGUCAAGCAGCACCAAACCUUGCUGCAAUCGCUAAAGGCCGGGCAGCUGCUGCCAAUAUCUUCAGCAUGAUAGAAGCAGACUCGAAGCCUUCAGGACAGUCGGAUGGUGAAACUAUUUUGCCAGAAGUUGUUGGAAAAAUUGAGUUUCGUGAGGUCUGUUUUGCUUAUCCGUCUAGGCCUCACACGGUGUUUGAGAAUUUAAGCUUCUCAAUAGAUGCCGGGAAGACGUUUGCUGUUGUUGGUCCCAGUGGUUCAGGAAAGAGUACCAUCAUAUCCAUGGUUCAACGUUUCUAUGAUCCCACUUCAGGUAAAUUACUAUUGGACGGAUAUGAUCUUAAGAAUCUGCUUAAAUGGUUGAGAGAACAAAUGGGAUUGGUUGGUCAAGAACCAGCACUGUUCGACACAACAAUAGCAAACAAUAUCCUACUCGGAAAAGAAGAUGCAGACAUGGAGCAAGUUAUAUUAGCUGCCAAAGCUGCUAAUGCACAUUCUUUCAUUCAGGAACUACCUGAUAGUUAUAACACACAGGUAUGUUCUCAGAGAACUCAACUUUCUGGAGGUCAAAAACAAAGAAUUGCUAUAGCAAGAGCUGUGUUGAGAAAUCCAAAGAUACUGCUUCUAGAUGAGGCCACAAGUGCUCUUGAUGCAGAAUCAGAACUCAUAGUUCAGCAGGCACUGGAUAGGAUUGUGUCAAAUAGAUCAACAAUCAUUGUGGCACAUCGAUUAUCUACUAUUCGAGACGUCGACACCAUCAUUGUUUUGAAGAAUGGCCAGGUUGUUGAGAGUGGGAGCCACAUGGAUUUGAUGUCUAAGAAUGGCGAAUAUGCGGCUCUAGUGAGCUUGCAAGUAUCAGAAAACACUGCAAAUUCAAGCUCUAUAUGUCAUUCUGAUGCUUCUGUAAGUUCUAGCUUCCGAAAACCUCAAGAUAGUCAAAAUCCUGGGCAGGAUUCACCAUCAGUUACAGAAAUGGGAUUGGAGAAAAGUUAUCAAAACUCGUCUCAGCAACGUUCUGUACCUAAUCCUUCGAUAUGGGAACUACUUAAACUAAAUGCACCAGAAUGGCCCUAUGCACUGCUUGGCUCGGUUGGUUCAACUCUGGCGGGCAUGGAAGCUCCAUUAUUUGCCUUCGGAAUCACGCAUGUCUUGACUGCAUUCUACUCUCCUGAUCAUCUUCUUAAGAAAGAGAUUGAAAGGGUGGCUCUUAUUUUUGUUGGUCUGGCUAUUGUUACCGUUCCAAUAUAUCUGCUGCAACACUAUUUCUACACCUUAAUGGGAGAGCACCUCACAGCUCGUGUCCGUUUAUCAAUGUUCGCAGCUAUCCUUUCCAAUGAGGUUGGUUGGUUUGAUUUGGAAGAGAACAAUACUGGUUCGCUGACAGCAGCUUUAGCUGCGGAUGCAACCCUUGUACGUAGUGCUCUAGCUGAUCGGCUAUCCACAAUCGUGCAGAAUGUAGCACUUACAGUAACAGCAUUUGUAAUUGCAUUCACUUUAAGCUGGCGUAUUGCAUCUGUUAUUAUUGCUUCCUUUCCCUUACUCAUAGGUGCUUCCAUAACUGAGCAACUGUUUCUCAAAGGAUUCGGAGGGAAUUACGGCCAUAGCUACUCUAGAGCAACUGCUGUGGCACGAGAAGCAAUAGUUAACAUUCGUACUGUGGCUGCCUUUGGUGUUGAAGACCAGAUAUCGAUCCAGUUUGCCUCAGAACUAAACCAACCAAAUAAGCAAGCAUUCUUGAGAGGUCAUAUUUCAGGUUUUGGUUAUGGUGUAUCUCAGCUCUUUGCGUUCUGUUCCUACGCCCUUGGCCUUUGGUAUGCAUCGGUGCUAAUCAAGCAAAACAAAUCUAACUUCGGUGACAUCAUGAAGUCCUUUAUGGUUUUGAUAAUCACAGCACUGGCCGUGGCAGAAACAUUGGCUCUCACACCAGAUAUUGUGAAGGGGUCACAAGCACUCGGGUGUUUCAGAAUUCUCCACAGGAGAACAUCAAUUGAACCUAAUGAUUCCACAUCGAAGGUGGUAAGCGAGAUCAAGGGAGAUAUAGAGUAGAAUGUUAGUUUCAAGUACCCAAUGAGGCCUGAUGUAACCAUUUUUGAGGUUAACCUGAAAAUGUCAGCCGGAAAGAGUCUAGCUGUAGUUGGACAGAGUGGAUCAGGGAAAAGCACUGUGAUCGCGCUAAUUAUGCGAUUUUACGAUCCCAGUUCAGGGGCAGUGCUGAUUGAUGGUUAUGAUAUUAAGACAUUAAACCUGAGAUCUCUAAGGCUGAGAAUGAGUUUAGUUCAACAGGAGCCUGCAUUGUUCUCGACCAGCAUUUACGAAAACAUCAAGUACGGGAAGGAGGAUGCAUCAGAGAUUGAGAUACUGAAAGCAUCAAGAGCAGCUAAUGCUCAUCGAUUCAUCAGCCGAAUGCCUGAUGGAUACCAAACAAACGUCGGCGAUCGAGGAGUCCAGUUAUCAGGAGGCCAAAAGCAGAGAGUGGCGAUCGCUAGAGCGAUCCUGAAGAAUCCUUCCAUCCUUCUCCUGGAUGAAGCCACAAGUGCAUUGGACACAGAAUCUGAGAAACUAGUUCAAGAGGCUCUGGAUAAUCUCAUGGAAGGCCGCACCACGGUCAUCGUGGCGCAUAGGUUAUCGACGAUACGUAAUUCCGACAGCAUUGCGGUACUGGAACAAGGAAGGUAGUUUGAAAUAGGCAGGCACGAAGAGCUAACAAAGAAAGCUGACGGUGUGUAUACAUUGGUCAGUUUACAGCAGUGAAGGAGCAUCCAUGAU
Molecule: messenger RNA, 3857 nt
Organism: Hibiscus syriacus
Lineage: Eukaryota; Viridiplantae; Streptophyta; Magnoliopsida; Malvales; Malvaceae
Product: ABC transporter B family member 13-like
Biological process (GO): transmembrane transport
Cellular component (GO): membrane
Molecular function (GO): ATP binding; ABC-type transporter activity; ATP hydrolysis activity
Source: RefSeq, a predicted model, not a curated record